Molecule: messenger RNA, 954 nt
Organism: Clonostachys rhizophaga
Lineage: Eukaryota; Fungi; Ascomycota; Sordariomycetes; Hypocreales; Bionectriaceae
Source: the annotation of a GenBank genome assembly
AUGGCCCAGACUCAACAGGGCCUCCUUCUAGCACUGCAGAGAGAAGGCUGGGCUCUCCCUUCGAUAGGCCCCCUUAUCCAAGCCCUGCAGCGAUUGGCACAUGUCAACACAGUCGGGCGAGAUGCUUGUAGUCCCAUUCGCAGCCUUGUACUAGCCCAGAACUACUUCAAGGAGGCGCUCAGCGACGACAACCAGCACCUUCUGGCUCCCAGACUGCCUGGGCCCCACGAAAACCCAACGACGACAUCAACCUCCAGCUCAACCAAUACUUCCUCAAUGUCGAAUCAAUGGGUUCUACCAGGUCCCGACGCUGUCGCUCAAGGUGGAACACAGAUAGUAGAUGCCCAAGGUUUAACCACCAUGGCCUACCUCGAAGCCAGCACCGACACUACAAAUACCAGUAUUUCUCGAAACCACUUCUUGUACAUGUUAUACCUUGACAACCAUUUCUUAACCUUCCAAUGCCGGGAAUGCGACACGCGAUUCGGCUCGAGUAAGGAACUCAAGAGCCACUUGCUACUUAAUCACCAACACAGCCCCAUGGGCUCGACAGCUCUCCACGAAACGAUCUGCAAGGAGUGCAACCCCCACCUCGACUUCCCCGGGCAGGAAGAAAAUACGAGCGCCGUCAACACAGACUUGAUACGGCUCGUCACGAAUAGAUUGAGGACGAGGAGGGAUGUUGCGAUUGAGUCUGGUCAUUCGUGCACCACAAUACGCAGCCUUGAGUGGAAGGUCUAUGCCCAGGAUGCGACAGCAGGAAACGAGCCCAAGGGCUCAAACAAAAACAAGAAAGGCUGCUUAACCUGCAGGGAGCGCAGGGUCAAGUGUAGCGAGACUCGCCCUGUCUGUAAAGCAUGUGCCAAGGGCUUCCCCCGCCUGAUCUGCCGCUGGGGUCCUCUGCAAGAAGAGACUCAAGAUACAAUCAUGGUUGAUGUAGGGUUCAGGAGAUAA